AUGAAGCUGAAGGAAAUGAAUCUCGUUGAGCUGAUCCACUCAUCCAACGGAAAGUUUUAUUUGACACAUCAGAAACUGCGAUCGGAAGUGUUCGAUGCCCUGGUUAACGCGGGCGGGCGAAGUACGAUCGGCGAUCUGGCGGACGAAGUAGGUGUCAACUACGAUCACGUGGAAGAGGCGCUCGCUGCAAUCAAGGAAGAGAAAAAGCUCAUUUUCUAUCUUGGAAACUUCAUCACUCAAGAAUAUCUCGACUUUAUUGCUGGUGAGGUCUUCGCAAUGACGAACGUUUCUGGCUUCGUUUCCAUCGCGAAAGUGAGCCAGGAAUUCGAUCUUUCUGGCGAGUUCUUGAUUGAGCAUGUUCCCAGUCGAUGCGCAGCCAUGAUCAAUAACCAGAAAACAGGAUUCUACACGGAAGCUUAUAUUCGGCGAACAUCAGUUACUGUUAGAGCGUACUUGUCUGCUGCAACGAAGCCGUUGCACAUGAAGCAUUUUUAUGCGAAGUACAAGUUCAUUGACGAAACUAUUGUUGACAAAAUCGUCGAUGACUUGAUCAAAACUAAGCGUAUAAAAGGAAAAUAUCUGAACCGAGGCCACAUCGCUUGCUUCUUCCCAUCGAUUUAUCUCGAAGAACAAACCAAAGCCAUCAAGAUGAAGAUAGAGUCCUACGGCUACAUCAAACUCGAUGAGCUAAAACACGGAAUAGACACUACCAGUGACAAAGAAGCAAAUCGUUGGAUGAAGGAGAACUUUCCAGACUUCAUUAAAACAGACACUCAUUUCAUGUCUCUUGGUUUUAUCGAAAGAACCAAGACCGAGCUUGAGCAGAAUAUUCAACAAACGCAUUUGGUCGAUCUUUUCAGCAUCUUUCCAGAAGCUUUUAGCGAAAAAGAUGUUGAGUACGUCCUUCGAAGUGCUUCCAGCUCCUCUUCUCUCAUCAACGAUGCGAAGAUUUUCGGCUCAACGUGGAUGAUGGACGAUCAGGCGCUAGAAGAAUGCGCGGCGAUGUUCUAUCCGGCUGUAGACGAACGGGCGGAAAAAGCUGCUUCCAAAAAGAUCGUCACGAUCAUCACUGAAGAUGAUUUUGUCAAAGUCGACAAGAAAUCCCCAUCGAUAGCGAAGGCAGAAGUUUCUUCGGGAAAAGAAAAAGGCGGAGCUGCAGGCGGCCGAGGCGCAAGAGAAGUGAAGACCAAAGGGAAGAAUAAGAAACAGAAGAAAAAGGAAGCCCAGGAAAGCAUCGUCCAAAAGAAAGAGGGUGAUACGGGAGCACUGACGGAGGAUGAGAUCAAAGAGUUCCUUCAAAAGGAAGAAAAGUACGAAAUCAUGGAAGAAGAAGCGCUUCAAGAUCUAAUCGACAUCAUUUCCCCCAAACUCGCCGAGCGAUACCAAACCCAGGCUGCAAACAUCUUCACUUCCAAGCAGCAAGCGCAGAAUGACGCGAAAGGCCAGCGAAAAAAGACUCGAAAAGAGCAAGAAGAAUACAUCAACAAUUGCUUCUGCAAACUACAGCUCUUCGAAAAAGGCCUGGUUCAUCUCUUCAAAGAAGUCGACGAAGGUGCAACUGAUCAAACCGGGCCAACUCAGCUCUCGAAAUAUCUCUUCAAGACAGUCGGUAUGGACCUGGUCAAUGCCGUCUUUGCGUUAUCUUCCGAUAGCCAGGAGACCACCCUGACUCCUGCUAUGCGACAAAAGAUCCUGAAAAGCGUAGAAGAUGCAGAUAGAGUCGACCCAGCUGCGUUUGAAUCGCUCAAGGCACUUAAUGAUGCUAAAACUGUCCAAGAAAUUUUUGCUAAAGUCGCAGAUGCAUGUGACUACGGAGCGGGAAUGAUGAUCAAGGCAGGCAAUAAGCGACAGGAAACGGUGAAGAAGGCGCAUGUCGAAGACAUGAGAAAGGCUCUUGAGACAGCUCCAGACCUACCGACUACUCUUCAUCUGGCCGUAUCGUUGAUGCACGCUCAAUCGUCAGCUUUCCUCAUUCAUUUCUCCGGCAAGUUCGUUCCUCUCAUCACUGAACAAAUGGCUGCGUUACUCCAGAAAGAACAAGUCGAGGUGAUAAACGAAGCACAAGAAAUCGUUGUCAAGAAUCUCCGUGGCGAAGAAAUCGACACUACUCCGUUUAUCGAGAAGCUGAAGAGUUUUGACUACACAACUGAUGCUAAUUGA
Oikopleura dioica is the source of this 2160-nucleotide messenger RNA. The record is from the annotation of a GenBank genome assembly. Lineage: Eukaryota; Metazoa; Chordata; Appendicularia; Copelata; Oikopleuridae.